CCACACAUAUUAGGCCCAUUUCCAGACCAGUUCUCUUGACCCAAAGGCCAAUUCCCUUCUUACUAUAACGUUUUAUUUAUACACCAAACCUUCUCAACCAAGCCAUGGAGAAAUCGAAUUCGAAGAAGCCCUCGUCGGCAACAGACGGGUUCUUCCAAGCUUUACCUGUAGUACCGCCGGCAUAUACAUUCACCCAUCAUCCGUCCACUCACCGAAAUCCUCAUGCCGGUUCCGACGACAAAGCCUUCGCAAGAGUCCUGGAGCUUUACCUUCCUCAGAAUUGCUCCGAGGUGGGCAUAUCUAUCGACCACCUCGCUCGUCGCGCCCUUCAACCAUCAAUCCUAGCUUUAGCUGUCGAUGCAGAGAUAAAUCAGCCGUUUGUUCGACCACUGACUACGUUCGGUGAGGAUAACCGGGUCGACCCCUUGUGGACCAGCGAGGGCUGGCGGACACUGAAAACUAUUGGUCAGGAGGAAGGAGUUGUCACGGUGGCAUACAAGAACGAGAACGAGCGAUGGAAUAGGCGAGUCCAUCAGUUCGCCCUGAACCAUGUCUGGUCCGGAAGUGCAGCAAUGACCGGCUGUCCUGCGUCGAUGAGUGAUGGGGCAGUUAAAUUACUUAAAAGACACCUAGAAGACCCUGAUGGUGACCAGCCGGGACGCGCUAAGGUGCUCGAAGAGUCAUAUCGCCGUUUACUGUCUCAAGACCCCAGCGUGGCCUGGACCUCGGGGCAGUGGAUGACAGAGCGAAAGGGUGGAAGUGAUGUACGGGAGACCGAGACGGUUGCGCGACGCCUAACUGCUCUGGAAAUAUCGCAGGAUGAGGAGCAGGGACGGAGCCACGACGCCCACGGCCUGCCAUUGGGGCCAUGGCGUAUCGACGGCUUCAAGUGGUUUAGCAGUGCAACUGAUUCCGAUAUGUCUCUAAUUCUCGCCCAGACUACAAAGGGCCUCAGCCUUUUCUACAUUCCCAUGCGCCGCUGCUCUGGCAAAGAAAAGGGAAGCGAGCUGAAUGGUAUCCGGAUCCAGCGACUGAAGAAUAAGCUGGGCACCAAAUCGCUACCUACCGCAGAAUUAGAGUUGAAGGGAGUACGGGGAUGGCUGGUAGGGGAAGAGGGGAAAGGAGUCAAGGAGAUUUCUACUGUUCUUAAUAUCACUCGACUAUGGACUGCCAGUGGAUCUUCUGCGGGCUGGAGUCGCGCACUGUCUAUAUGUCGGGCAUAUAGUAAGGUUCGCAGGGCUCAGGGGAUCCUCCUUCAAGACAAUCCACAGCACGUACGGUGGAUGGCUGGAGUUACCGUGAACUAUUGGGCGGCAACACAUCUGACAUUCUUUGCCAUCGCCCUUCAGGGCGCAGUUGAGCAAGACUGGGACUCGAUGGUUCGGGGCACAAAGGCUAGUAGGCUGAUCCCACGAGACAAUACACAGGCCGCAUCACUCCUUCGCCUUAUCACCCCUGUGAUGAAGGCGGUAGUAACGGUUAAUUCUGUGAAUGGAAUACGCUCCUGUAUGGAAUGUCUGGGCGGAGUUGGCUAUUGUGAGAACAAUGAGGACGGUGGCUUGCUGAAUAUCGCCAAAAUCUUCCGAGAUACCUGUGUCAACGCCAUUUGGGAGGGAACAGGCAAUGUGAUGGCGGAGGAUGUUGUCAGAGUUAUCACGGACAAACGUCUUGGUGGCGGAAACUUGCUCAGGAAGGUGUUCGGUCCAUGGGCGAGAGAAAUCCUUACUCUCUGCGAGCCGAAGUUCAAAGUGGAAUGCAGCAUCGUAGAGCAGAUUCUUGAUUCUCUGCUAAAGAUGACGCAAUGUCCUGAUAAAGCUGAGCUUUUAUGGCGCGGGAGGGACAUUCUUCAGCAUGUCGAAGUGAUCGUGUGCGCCUGUUUGCUCAUGUACGACGCUGUUUCUAAUGAAAACGAAGUUGCUGCAGAGGUCGCCUCCAGAUGGAUCCGUUCCAAUGCUCUGCCUGGGACCCAGUUCUCUGCACGCCCAUCCAAUCGGCUACAUGAUUCCGCACUGGACAGGAAAAUAUUCCUGGGAGCUCCUGCAACGUUCUCUCACGUCGAACCAUCUAAGUUGUAGAAUACUCUGCUGACAUUGGUGGUCGAGAGUUCAAGCAUUCGAGACGAUCUAGCUGUGGGAUUUGGGCAUUGAAGCAAUCGCUUUUCCUUUGCCGGCCUCUCUGUACAAGCUCAAAUAUACUAACCCUUAGUUCGUUCAAGAGCUCUACCCUCUGCGAUAAUGCCCUAUCUGGAAUUUAUGCAUUUUACAACAGGAAAUAGCAAAACAUUCUAUCGUCAGUUGACAGUAUAUAAAUU
Messenger RNA from Aspergillus alliaceus, 2311 nucleotides. Its product is annotated as putative acyl-CoA dehydrogenase. The coding region runs from base 105 to 2075 and encodes 656 amino acids. NCBI's taxonomy places the organism in Eukaryota, Fungi, Ascomycota, Eurotiomycetes, Eurotiales, Aspergillaceae. The record is from RefSeq and is a predicted model, not a curated record. The transcript has a single exon. Gene Ontology annotation, molecular function: oxidoreductase activity, acting on the CH-CH group of donors.